CUCUUUGGAGGAAGCCAGGUCCGCUCCAUUCUUCCUGGUUGAGCUCGAUAUUGAGAAAUAUUGAACGGAAAACAAACCAUGCUUCUCUGCUUCUGUAAAGAACCAAGAUAAUUCUGUAAGACAUAAUGGGACCCCUUACAAAUGUUGUUAUCUUUGCCUGCGUCUUUAUAUUCACUCUUGGGACUAAUAUCCAGAUGACUGUGGAAAAUGAAUUUACUGCAAACUAUUCAAGCAGUUUGCUAACUACUGUCCCAAAAAACAUUUUAGUUCAUAUUCAUGUAUUAGAUUUAUCAUAUAAUAAGAUCUCUGAAUUUAAUGUCUUGGAUUUUAUGUCUCUUUCUGACCUUCGAGUAUUGAAUCUUUCUCACAAUCUAAUUACAGAGCUUGACUUCAAUGCCUUCAUGUUUAAUCAAGAUUUAGAAUACUUAGAUUUGUCUCAUAACAGGAUUUUGAAAGUUUACUGUCAAACUGUUGAACGUCUUAGACAUUUAGAUCUUUCUUUCAAUGAGUUUAGAGCCUUGCCCAUCUGUCAAGAAUUUGCGACCAUGUUUCAUCUCAAGUACCUAGGAUUAAGUGCCACGACAAUACAGAGAUCAGACUUUAGAUACAUCACACAUUUGCAGCUGCACACUGUCUUCCUAACCUUGCAAGACUUUUCUAGGUACGAACCUCAGAGUCUGACAGCCAUAAACACAAGGAGCCUUCACAUAGUUUUUGCAGACAACCAAAACUUCAGUUUUUUCCUCUUGUAUGAUGGAUUGAGCACUUCAGAAAAUUUAAAAAUAACUAACAUAAGAUACAGCCUGAGUUACAAAGAUUUCCCUUUUCCUCCCUUAGAGCUUGUGAAAAAAAUCAAGACAACAGCCCUAGUGCUAGACAAUGUGGAUUUACAAUGGGGGAUCAUUUUUGAGAUUUUUUUGCUUAUUUGGUAUUCCCCUGUAGAGUAUUGGACUGUGAAAAACUUAACUUUUCGAGGAUCGGUAAGGAAGGUGACAGAAUAUGAACAUUUAUUCUUAUUAAGCUUUCAAGAAAAACUCAUCAAUUGGGAUGGCUCCAUGAAAGCAUUAACUUUAGAACAUGCUCGUAAUAAGGUUUAUUAUUUCAACCAGGAAAUCCUAUACAGACAAUUCUCAGAGAUGAAUAUUGAACAUUUAACAAUAUACGACGCAUAUAUGCCACACAUGCUUUGCCCCAAGAGAAUAAGCUCGUUUCAGUACUUAAAUUUUUCUCACAAUGCCCUGACAGAUGAGUUGUUCCAGAAUUGUGUCACUCUGAUAGAUUUGAAAUCACUUAUUUUGCAGAGGAAUAAGUUUAAGAGCCUUUCCAAGGUGAGCUUAAUGACAAGCCAUAUGAAAUCGCUGAGGUAUCUGGACAUGAGCAGCAACAUGCUGCACCAUGACGGGGCUGAGCAGCACUGCCAGUGGCAAGUGCACAUGAGGAGACAGGGCUUGCACAACCAGUAA
Messenger RNA from Nothoprocta perdicaria, 1463 nucleotides. RefSeq names its product toll-like receptor 10. Gene Ontology annotation, biological process: toll-like receptor signaling pathway; inflammatory response; immune response. The coding region runs from base 126 to 1463 and encodes 445 amino acids. The transcript has 3 exons. The record is from RefSeq and is a predicted model, not a curated record. Gene Ontology annotation, molecular function: transmembrane signaling receptor activity; lipopeptide binding; Toll-like receptor 2 binding. Lineage: Eukaryota; Metazoa; Chordata; Aves; Tinamiformes; Tinamidae. Gene Ontology annotation, cellular component: membrane.